This is a messenger RNA of Salvelinus namaycush (lake trout), 765 nucleotides long. RefSeq names its product tetraspanin-18-like. Lineage: Eukaryota; Metazoa; Chordata; Actinopteri; Salmoniformes; Salmonidae. The record is from RefSeq and is a predicted model, not a curated record. The transcript is spliced from 7 exons. Gene Ontology annotation, cellular component: membrane. Bases 19 to 765 code for a protein of 248 amino acids.
UCAGCACAGGGAACAGCCAUGGAGGGGGACUGUCUCAGCUGCAUCAAGUACCUCAUGUUCAUCUUCAACUUCCUCAUUUUUUUAGGAGGCUCCUUCCUGCUUGGUGUGGGUGUGUGGGUACUGGUGGACCCUAUGGGCUUCAGGGAGAUGGUAGCAGCCAACCCUCUGCUCUUCACUGGGGUCUACAUCAUCCUGGCCAUGGGGGCGAUGCUCUUCCUCCUCGGCUUCCUGGGCUGCUGCGGAGCCAUCCGGGAGAACAAGAGUCUGCUGCUCUUUUUCUUCAUGCUCAUCCUGGUCAUCUUCCUGGCAGAGUUGGCAGCAGCCAUCUUGGCCUUCGUAUUCCGGGAGCAUCUCACCAGAGAGAAGUUCACCAGAGAUCUGAAGAGACACUACCAGGGACACAACAAUACGGACGUCUUCACCUCCACCUGGAACGCCCUCAUGACCACCUUUGACUGCUGUGGGGUGAACAGCCCGGAUGACUUUGAGGAGAGCCUGUUCAGGCUCCUCAGCCCAGACAAGAUGGUUCCUGGCGUGUGUUGCCAGGGCAACGGUCACCCUGGAGAUGCGGUGGAUGACCUCAGCAGGGACGAGUGUCAGAGGGGAAGCAUGGAGCUCCGCUACAACAAGGGUUGUUACUCAGCAGUGGUGGACUAUUUUGAGACGUAUAUCUACAUGGCAGGAGCUCUGGCCAUUGUCGUCUUGACGAUUGAACUGUUUGCCAUGGUGUUUGCCAUGUGUCUGUUCAGAGGAAUCGACCAGUAA